UGCACGACUGCGGGACCUCAAGCCGAAGAAGUCCAAUCAGUCAAACAAAAAGGACAUGACAUGUUAUAACUCGUAAUGUUAGCUACUUCUCUGGACAAGUCGUCAUCGCGCAGAUAUGGCGCGCAUGUGAUUUAGUGAUGCGCAAAAAUGUAACUCACUAAAUGUUUAGUCUUGCAAGAAAGCCCCGUUAUUUUACAUUCAAUACGGCAUGAUUCCUCCGUUUAACGUUUGGUUUCUGGCGACGCAAAGACACUCAUGGGAUGUUGGACAACGAGUUGCGACUUGGGACACCUGAAAGCGCACUCCAAGGUGUCCGUGUUGUUUACCAUGAUCCUCAUUUUCACCUAUCUGUUCUACUGUCUCACCGGAUACUGCGAUUCCAUGCCGAGUCCGCUGUACGUCCAUCAGAAUUUCAUAAGCAAACUUUUCCCGAAGGAAGGGAAGAAACCCGCGCACUGGAACGUCUCCAUCGUGCGCGAACUCCCCGAGCAGGAUGCGACGGACGUGGAAGAUGAGAAGCGGCAGCGGGCUUCGGCUUAUGACACGUACAGCAAUCUCUCCGUGUCAAACAACUUUGGGAGCAAAGAGUUUCCUCAGGCGAUUAUUAUCGGCGUGAAAAAGGGGGGAACGCGCGCACUUCUGGAGUUCCUGCGCGUUCAUCCCGACGUGAGAGCCGUGGGCGCGGAGCCGCACUUCUUUGACCGGUUCUAUGAGAAGGGGCUCCAGUGGUACAGGGAUCUAAUGCCGCGUACUUUAGACGGCCAGAUCACCAUGGAGAAAACACCCAGCUACUUCAUCACCCGUGAAGCUCCGUCCCGCGUCUUCUCCAUGAGCCGCAGCACCAAGCUCAUCGUGGUGGUCCGUGACCCUGUGACCCGGGCCGUGUCGGACUACACUCAGACUCUGACCAAAAGCCCCGGGCUGCCGUCUUUCCAGAAUCUGGUCUUCAAGAACUCCAGCACGGGCCUGAUCGACACGUCCUGGAGCGCCGUGAGGAUCGGCAUCUACGCCAAACACCUGGAGAACUGGCUCAGGUAUUUCCCGCUCGCCCAGUUUCUCUUCGUGAGCGGCGAGAAGCUGGUGACGGACCCCGCGGGAGAAAUGGGCCGGGUGCAGGACUUUCUGGGACUCAAACGGGUGGUGACCAAUAAGCACUUCUACUUUAACCAGACUAAAGGCUUCCCCUGCCUCAAAAAGCCGGAAGGAAGCAGCAGGCCGCGAUGCCUGGGGAAAUCUAAAGGCCGGCCGCAUCCACACAUCCCGGCGGAGGUGCUGCACAGACUCAGGGAUUUCUACAGGCCUUUCAACAUGAAGUUCUACCAGAUGACUGGUCAGGACUUUGGCUGGGACUAAACACUUGCAGGACGCUUUCUGAUAGCGCAGAAAGCAGCGCAACUCUCUAUUUAUGACUGACUGAGCAGUAUGCUCUCCCUGAGUACCCUCAGAAAUUGCUAGUAUAUUUCAUAAAUGAAUUACAACUGCUGGGUACACACUGAAUGUAAUCCAGACUGGAAAAGAUUUAGCAAAUUUGAUCAGAAUCAAAGAAAAAAACACAACUAAAAACUUUUUAGUGCUCAUAUUACUAUUCAGUCACCCUUUUUCUGGAUUACUAAUCAGAUAAUUAGCAGGUGCACCUCAAAGAAAGUGCGGCGAUUAAACAAAACCAACGUAUAAACAACAACAAAUAGCAUGCAUUUUAUUCAUAUGCAAAUCAUGCAAACAGUGAAACGAAAGAUCGGAAUCAAAAAAGAUAAAAAAUAUAUGAAUAAUGCAAAUAAUACUAAAAUCAACACAUUUCUCAAAAAAAAGAAAAACUUUUUUUCACCAUGCAUUUUUUUGCAUGUGUUUUUAUGAGGUUUAUAUCAUAAAAUAUAUUUUUAUUCUUCAGUCUGAAUUUAAUUCAGUGAGCAGCCAGCACUGACCCUUGUUUUGUUUUUUGGCUCUACUCACCUGAAGCAACUUGAUUUUUCCUUAGUUGGAGCAAAACGAUGAGUUCUAGUGCAAAAGUAACACAUUAAAUGUAAAAUUCUAAAGCAGAUGGUCGGGUAAGCGAUCCUGUUUUUUAUCUCCGAAAUGAUUUAAACUUUUUUAUUUCAUGCUCCUCAUCGCAUGCAUUUUAAAAUGCAUUUUACAGUAUACAUUUGUAUCUGAAACCUGCGUUUAACAGAAUAUAUUGGGUUUGCGAAGUAUUCAACUGAGAAUUAUCUUAAACAGCCUGAGCAGAAUAACGACUCUGUGAUGUCUGCUGUUUAAACAGUCCCUUAUUUCAGAUGCCCGUAAUCAUACGGACUAAAACACAUUUGUUCUUUGUGAUUUAUUGCUGCCAAAAGGAGCAAAAACUUGGAUGUUCUCAUUCAACCACUGUUACGUAAUAGACAUGAGACACGGAGGAAAGCAAAGAGAGAGACGGCGAUAGACAUAUAACCUUUAUUUAUUUCAUGUGUUUUUGCUCAUUAAAAGGAAUUUCCUGCGUCUGCAAGGGAAACAUUUGUUUUGUAAUGUUUUACAAAGAAGCUAUUUAAUGUGGACUCCGUGGCUUAGAUUUUGGACCGUGCAUUUCUUAUGCCACAUAUUUUUUAAUAACAGAUCAGUUUCAUUUAAUUCUAUAAAGGUGUGUUUCCAUAGUAAAAUAGAGCUAUGUAACCCUUUAAAGCUGUUUUUUUUUUAUUUUCUAAAAAUAAUGAUUAGAGAUGUUAUACAGGGAUGAAUACUGGACUAUGCAUUAUAUCUGCUGACUGAAAACAAAGUUUUGCUUCUGCUGUAAAUUGCUAUUAUUUAUAUUUAUGAAUGUGAAGAUUUUUUUGAUCUGUCCGUGUCCAAAUAUAUAUUGAAAUCAGCGAGCAGCUUUUUUUUGCUACAGACAUUAUAAUAAAUAA
Molecule: messenger RNA, 2876 nt
Organism: Puntigrus tetrazona (Sumatra barb)
Lineage: Eukaryota; Metazoa; Chordata; Actinopteri; Cypriniformes; Cyprinidae
Product: heparan sulfate glucosamine 3-O-sulfotransferase 6
Exons: 2
Coding region: 256-1353 (365 amino acids)
Molecular function (GO): [heparan sulfate]-glucosamine 3-sulfotransferase activity
Source: RefSeq, a predicted model, not a curated record